Messenger RNA from Phytophthora nicotianae INRA-310, 1452 nucleotides. RefSeq lists its product as hypothetical. Bases 162 to 1253 code for a protein of 363 amino acids. The transcript has a single exon. The record is from RefSeq and is a predicted model, not a curated record. Lineage: Eukaryota; Oomycota; Peronosporomycetes; Peronosporales; Peronosporaceae.
UCUAACCACACUGUAUUACUCAUGGACACGUUUUGUCGGCCAAGUUGAUUCGGAAGUUGCAUAGGACUAAGCUACGGAAAUCUGGUCGUGAUGUUCUAUCUCACUUUUGAAUUCACCACAACACCAGCAAAUCUUCACACCAUCCACUAAACACCAUAACUAUGUCGACCACCGGUAACAAGACGCAACGUAUGCCUUAUCGGUUUCUCGGCAACUCUGGUCUCCUCGUCUCCAAGCUUUCGCUCGGCAGCUGGAUGGACUACGACGAAAAGUUCACCCCCGACGCUUGGUACGACUUGAUGAAGAUGGCCUACCAGCACGGUGUCAAUCUCUUCGACAACGCCGAAAUUUACGGUCGUGGUCAAGCGGAGAGGAACAUGGGAGCUGCUAUCAAAAAGGGCAUCGCUGAGGGCACUUGGAGCCGUGAGGAUCUCGUGAUCACGACCAAGAUAUUCUACGGUUCAAAGGGUUUCCCCGAAGGUCCAUUCGGUAAGGGUCCGGAGAAGGGAUUGCCGCCUAAUGAGCAAGGCCUGACUCGCAAACACAUCGUGGAAGGCAUCAAAGCCUCACUGAAGAGACUGCAACUGGACUACGUUGAUGUUAUCUUCUGCCACCGCGCUGAUGUCUUCACUCCCAUCGAGGAAACAGUGCGUACGAUGAACUUCGUGAUCGACCAGGGCUGGGCUUUCUACUGGGGAACCAGUUCGUGGAGUGCGGCUCAGAUCACUGAGGCCUGUGAGAUCGCCGAUCGUCUGGGACUAGCGCGCCCGAUCGUGGAGCAGCCAGAGUACAAUCUGAUGGAGCGCAACAAGGUCGAGUUCGAGUACAUUGAUCUGUUCAAGAAGUACAAGCUUGGACUCACGACGUGGUCGCCACUUGCCUUCGGUACGCUCACUGGCAAGUACAGUACUGGAGGUGGUGAUGGCUCGCGUCUUCGAACGCCAGAGUGGUCUGCUGUCGUCCCUGAUUUCGCCGAGCGCGUGGCGAAGGCUGAGAAGCUGAAACCUAUUGCAGAAGAACUGGGAGUCCCGAUGGCCCACCUCGCCAUUGCUUGGUGUGCCAGCAACGACAACGUCAGCACUGUUCUCCUUGGCGCAAAGACCCCAUCACAGCUCGAACAGAACCUAAAAGCUCUCGAAGUGCUACCGCUUCUUACUGCUGACGUGAAGGCCAAGAUUGAUGCAGCACUCCCAUUUGUGCCUCACGCACCGGAUGAGGACUGGGCGUCUAUGAUCCGUCAGCGUCACUUGUAGGUCUGCAGUAUUUGAUUUAUCUUUCCAACAUUUUGUUGGCAAUAAUUGAUCACGAGUGGUGAGUAGAGACUCUGGUGAGCUUCAUUAUUACUUAGUAGGUUCCGUCACGGCAAGUACGUAGUGGGUCUUUAAGUAUCGAUAGUGCCGUCAUCAGAUGCUCAAAAAUGAUAAACCACAGAAAGCAAUUUUCAACACGUCC